UCAACCCUUGGGGAGGAAAAGGUAGCCUAUAUUUUGGAAUGUUUUCAAUUGUCGUCUCGUGGAUUGUUGUCAUGGUGAUGGUCGUUGUUUUUGUAACUGGAUUGCAUGAAAAAGUCACUGUGAUCAACUGGCCAUUGACGAUGUUCAUCAACAUGGUGCUAUGGGGUGUAAUGCUGUUAAUAGCCUGUGGUGUUAUGUCCAACACUCUUCGAAAAUAUUAUAGCAAGAAGAUCUAUAAUACACUAUGUAAUUCCCUGGACACUGAUAAAGUCGGUGUAACAUGCUUUCAUCUUAUUAGUGCUACGGUUUGCUGUUUCAUUGCAACCAUUAUUUUUGCAGUCGAUGCAAACUUAAACUAUCAUUUAUUCAAAAGCAGAACUUGUACGACGACGCCAGUGACAUUAAUUAAAUAAUCAGUUGAAACUGUAGCUAUUUUUCUCACCGAUUUUACUUAAAACUGUACUUCUGUUAAAUAAAUGAAGCCAACAAA
Molecule: messenger RNA, 490 nt
Organism: Xenia sp. Carnegie-2017
Lineage: Eukaryota; Metazoa; Cnidaria; Anthozoa; Malacalcyonacea; Xeniidae
Exons: 3
Coding region: 39-413 (124 amino acids)
Cellular component (GO): membrane
Source: RefSeq, a predicted model, not a curated record